AUGGCAUUCACUUCUGAUCUUCAUUUCGUGCCGGAGCUGCCAGAAUCGCCAGUGCCGUGCUUCCGAGUGCUGGACCACGAGGGGGGGCUCGUUGAAGGCGCCGAGGAGCCCGAGCUGAGCCAAUCCGAAGCAGAGCGCAUGUAUGAAGCGAUGGUGGAGCUGCAGGCAAUGGACUCGGUGUUCUACGAGGCGCAGAGGCAGGGGCGCUUCUCGUUCUACAUGACCACGGCGGGGGAGGAGGCCGUUAACAUCGCCUCUGCUGCCGCCAUUCACGCGCAUGAUCAUGUGUUCGCACAGGCAGAGGCAGAGGCAGGGGCGCAGAGGCAGGAGCGAUUCUCGUUCUACAUGACCACAGCGGGGGAGGAGGCCGUUAACAUCGCUUCUGCUGCCGCCAUCCACCCCCACGACCACGUCUUUGCUCAGUAUCGCGAGCCAGGGGUGCUGUUGUGGCGGGGCUUCUCUCUCGCUGACUUCGCCAACCAGUGCAUGGGCAACCAGCUAGACGCAGGCAAGGGGCGGCAAAUGCCCGUGCACUAUGGCACACAGAUCCCUCAUGCAGUGGGGGCGGCCUAUGGGCUCAAGAUGGAGGGCGAGGGGUGCUGCUCCGUGGCUUACUUUGGCGAGGGCGCUGCAAGUGAGGGCGACUUUCACGCAGCUCUCAACUUCGCAGCAGUCUUGGAAGCACCUGUACUCUUUAUAUGCCGCAACAACGGCUGGGCUAUAAGCACGCCCGCUAAGGAGCAGUACCGAGGUGAUGGCAUAGCAGGGCGAGGGGCGGCAUACGGCGUCUCUAGUGUGCGGGUGGACGGCAAUGACGUGCUGGCAGUGCUGAGAGUGGUGAAGGAGGCGAGGGCGAGAGUGGUGGAGACAGGGAAGCCCAUUCUCGUGGAGGCCAUGACAUACCGCACGGGGCAUCACAGCACGUCGGACGACUCUUCCCGUUACCGCGGGGCGGGGGAGAUGGCGCACUGGCGCACACAGAGAGACCCCGUGGCGCGCUUCAGGAGGUGGCUGGAGAGGCGAGGGUGGUGGGAUGAGGAGCGGGAGAAGGCAGCAAGGGACACUGCCAGGGACGAGGUGAUUGCCGCACUGGAAGCUGCUGAGAAGCUCCCGAAGCCGCCUCUAUCGGAUCUAGUGAGCGAUGUGUAUGACGUCAUUCCACUCCAUCUGCAGGAGCAGGAGAGGGCGGUGCGCGCAGCCGUUAUGGGGAACCCCCAGGCAUAUCCUGGUGAUGUGCCACUGUAG
Closterium sp. NIES-65 is the source of this 1245-nucleotide messenger RNA. NCBI's taxonomy places the organism in Eukaryota, Viridiplantae, Streptophyta, Zygnematophyceae, Desmidiales, Closteriaceae. The record is from the annotation of a GenBank genome assembly.